CUUCAACCAUUCGUCUAACCAAAAACCAAACAAACAUCAGCCAGCCACAGACCUCCCUCCCUCUCUCUGUCUCUCUAGAUAUAUCUGUAAAAAUCAAACUUCUCAGAUCAUCAGUUAUCUGAUAUACAUCUCUCUAACACACACUCUUUCUAUAUAUAGCUCAGUGACUACUUCAAUGGCUGGUGUACUCGAAACCCUCACUGUCCCUCGUACCUCUGUUAUUCCGUCGGCUACUUUGUCUCCGAUCGCGAAUUUAUCUGUUUGUGCACUUUCUGGAAGCCGGAAAUCGAUCAAGUUGCCGGAAUUCAGAGGCCUGAAGAUCCAGUCGACUUCUUCAAGUCGCUCUGUGGCAUCGUCGAGUUCGAGAGUCGUUCGCCGUGGGGGACGAAUCGUUUGCGAGGCUCAAGAGACGGCAGUUGAAGUGCUUUCUGUCACGGACGCAACAUGGCAGUCACUCGUCCUCGAGUCUGAUUCCCCUGUUCUGGUUGAAUUCUGGGCUCCUUGGUGUGGGCCAUGCCGUAUGAUCCACCCUAUUAUUGAUGAAUUGGCAAAGCAAUAUGCUGGGAAGCUCAAAUGCUACAAGGUGAACACUGAUGAGAGCCCCUCAGUUGCAACCCGAUAUGGGAUCCGAAGUAUUCCAACUGUCAUUAUCUUCAAGAGCGGGGAGAAAAAAGAUGCCAUUAUUGGUGCAGUUCCUAAAUCAACACUAACCACGAGCAUAGAAAAAUUCUUGUAGAGGUGGUAAGUAUAAAAAUCCAUUGUGGGAAUUAAGCUUCUCUUAUAUUUGUCUAUUCUCCCUUUGGCUUAUGAUGUCAAUAAGUCCAGUUGCUAUGCUGCCUCAAUAAACUCAAUAUGCUCCUGUAUAGUUACUGAAUCUACUGUAUUUCUUGUUUUUCUCUUAAGAUGAUGUUAGUUGCCUAUACCUUUCUUAUAUUUCUUAAUGGCUCUUUUUGAUUAUUGAA
Messenger RNA from Cornus florida, 962 nucleotides. RefSeq lists its product as uncharacterized. Gene Ontology annotation, cellular component: cytoplasm. The record is from RefSeq and is a predicted model, not a curated record. Gene Ontology annotation, molecular function: oxidoreductase activity, acting on a sulfur group of donors, disulfide as acceptor; protein-disulfide reductase activity. Bases 176 to 736 code for a protein of 186 amino acids. The transcript is spliced from 2 exons. Lineage: Eukaryota; Viridiplantae; Streptophyta; Magnoliopsida; Cornales; Cornaceae.